This is a messenger RNA of Rana temporaria (common frog), 1382 nucleotides long. RefSeq names its product tropomyosin 4 (gene TPM4). Gene Ontology annotation, molecular function: actin filament binding. The record is from RefSeq and is a predicted model, not a curated record. NCBI's taxonomy places the organism in Eukaryota, Metazoa, Chordata, Amphibia, Anura, Ranidae. Gene Ontology annotation, cellular component: actin filament. Gene Ontology annotation, biological process: actin filament organization; muscle contraction. The transcript has 9 exons. The coding region runs from base 105 to 959 and encodes 284 amino acids.
GUAUUCUCCUUCAGUUGUGCUCUGCUCAGUUGAGAGAACCUUCUCCUGCAUCAGGUCCUCCUUGUUUCAGUACUGAGGCCAGCCUUGCUAACUAGCCAACCAGGAUGGAAGCAAUUAAGAAGAAGAUGCAGAUGCUGAAGCUGGAUAAGGAGAAUGCCAUAGACAGAGCAGAGCAAGCUGAAGCAGAUAAAAAGGCAGCUGAGGACAAGUGCAAACAGGUGGAGGAUGAGCUGGUGGCACUGCAGAAGAAGCUCAAGGGAACAGAAGAUGAACUGGAUAAAUACUCUGAAGCACUGAAAGAUGCCCAGGAGAAAUUGGAACAAGCCGAGAAAAAGGCCACUGAUGCUGAAGGAGAAGUAGCUGCCUUGAAUCGUCGAAUCCAGCUUGUAGAAGAAGAAUUGGACAGAGCUCAGGAACGUCUAGCUACAGCUUUACAGAAACUGGAAGAAGCAGAAAAGGCAGCUGAUGAGAGCGAGAGAGGUAUGAAGGUAAUAGAGAACCGAGCAAUGAAGGAUGAGGAAAAAAUGGAAAUUCAGGAAAUGCAACUCAAAGAAGCCAAACAUAUUGCAGAGGAAGCAGAUCGCAAAUAUGAGGAGGUGGCUCGUAAAUUGGUCAUUCUUGAGGGUGAGCUGGAGAGGGCAGAGGAGCGCGCCGAAGUGUCUGAACUUAAGUGUGGUGAUCUAGAAGAAGAACUGAAAAAUGUAACGAACAACUUAAAAUCUUUGGAAGCUCAAUCUGAAAAGUAUUCUGAAAAAGAAGACAAAUAUGAAGAGGAAAUAAAGAUCUUAACAGACAAACUAAAAGAGGCUGAAACCCGGGCUGAGUUUGCAGAAAGAACAGUUGCCAAACUAGAAAAGACUAUUGAUGAUCUUGAAGACAACUUGGCUAAUGCCAAAGAAGAAAAUAUGGGAAUGCAUCAAGUUAUGGACCAAACGCUACUUGAACUCAACAAUUUAUAAUCGGAAGUGAAGAAAAAAUCCUGCACAUCAUUCCUUAAAGUCUUUCAUUCUCACUUCUUCUUUAUUAUCUCUUAACAUUCCAGGGGAAAACAGCAAUGAAUGCGACCAAAUAUUUUAUUUUUUAAAAGAAACCAUUCACAAACAUGAGCUUAAACCUCAUUGUGCCGUGCCUUUUUUAAUAUUUCUUUUUUUUAUAUGCUAAGGUCCCAUGUACAUUACUAGAUUAGUCACAAAUGUCUUCAGUGUUUUUUGUCUCCUAUGUUAUUCUGUUACAAGACCACAAAGUGUUGAAAAGCUAUUACAGAAGUAUGGGAAUCCCAACAAAUAAAACAAAAACUGGGAAAAGUGUUAUUUGUAACAAUGUUAUAGUGGUUAUUGUGAAAAUAUAAAUUCUUUAUUAAAUAUGGCACAUUUUGGAUACAA